UCGUGAAAGCGGUGAAAGUUCUUCCUUCGGUGUUCACAACAGAGAAGACAGGACCUGACUCUGUUGUUGCGGAAGAACCAACAGGCCAUGAGUGUCUCGGCCAGCAGCACAGUAGCUGUCACGCACUGCAGCGUGACAUACCUGUUGAACUUUCAGACGACUUCCAGGAAGUUUUAGAUGAGUUGAUCAGACAUGUAAAGCCUGUGUUAUUUAGGCUACAGAGUUAUGGAGUUGUACCACAGACUAAGACGCUGUCGAAAUUAAAUCCAGAGUAUACAAGAUUCAUUUGGAAGCAAACCCAAAUGUCCCCUGAGGAAGGAGACCACCAAAGUGAUAUUCAUUGUUUGUCUGUGUGCUUGCAUGCACUUGUGUCUUCUGUUGAUGUUCUUAUGCAUAGUGGUUUGGAAGCCGCAAUAGCCUUCUUAGGCUCAAUAAAUGAAGAGCACAGCAGUUUAAUAAGAGGAGCUCUGGAAUCAAUACGGAGAUACCUCGUCAAAACACAAUUCACGUUUGAACAGCAGAAAAUUAUUCACCCAAAGCUUUCAAAGCUACUCAGCAUCGUAGCACGGUGGAGUAAAGAUCAAGACGCAGACGGCGCUAACGCUGCUAUCAUCGUUUACACUUUCCCUGAAAAGUUAACCAAAGAAAUUACAGAGAUACUGUCGGGUUUACACGGAGUUCAGACCAGGUUGUUUAACAAAGACACAGGAAUCAAUACUUCGCAGGAAGAAAAUGGACAAAUGGUCAUCUAUAUUGUAAAUGUUUUAGCGACAAACGAGGAUUUUCCGUGGACAAGAUUUGACUUUGUGCUAGACUACGACCUGACUGAAACGAUAACAAGGGAGGAACUUUCCCGCAGCACAAUACUUAAAUCUCAUAUAACCUUGAAGACGAUAUCAAAAAUUUCAGUGGAGAAGCAUUUAACUGAGGCUGAAGACAUCAGCGACACCAACUUGCUGAGGGACCAAGAUCAGUAAAUUUUCAUCGGUAGUGAAACCUUUACACAGAAUAAAGAUCUCUUGCAUCUCCUUGAAACUUGUCACAAUGUCAUGAUUUAUGAAAGACGAAGCAGUGAGACAAAGUCUGAAGAUUCUCUAAGAAAAAUGCUUCUACAGCCUGACGUCAUGAUUGACGAGAGAACCUGCAUUCAUCUCCAGCAUCUAUCAUCUCUUUUUGAUGAGGACAAAUAUGAAGGAUUGAGAGAUGUGGUGGUGUCACUGUCCCUCAAAUGCCACAAGUGUUAUAUUAUCAUGUAUUCUAACAAACAGCCAAACUGUGCCUUUACGGGAGACGUUCUUCGCCACCUAUCCUUUCUGUUUGCUAGCUUCGCUCAUUUUCAAAAGAACGAGUUUGAAGUGGAGAUUCUGUACUCUUUUACUAUUAAGGACACUGCUCGUCUCAUAAGGCAGAUAGGUGACAAAGCUAGGGUACAGUCCACAGUGUGGGAUAAGAUGGAAUGGCCGAAACGGAAAUGGUUAACAAACGAAGCAAGCGCGCAUGAAGAGUUCCUGUUGUCGCUGCCGUGUAUGAAUUCAUUCAGCGCACAAGUGAUGCUAACCGCUGCACCAUUAGCUGAGCUGUUGAAAAUGUCGCCAGAGAAAUUGAGGGAAACCUGCCCUUGGAUUCCGCCGAAAACUCUUUCAGAAUUUUACAAGUCUAUGAACUGGUGUUCUGAGUUAGACCGUGAUCUUUCAGUCUAUUCAGUUGCACGGCCGUCACUUCAAACUCCCUCACAAAGCUGCAUUGCCGUACAACCGUCACCGCAUCAAAAGUCCUUGGCUGCCUCAGAGGUCAAUUCUUCCCCUGAUAGCCUGGUUUCUACGAGAAGUGGCUCAGUGGAGUACACUGACUACAGGCUUAGUGAUCCACCGUUGUUUGGGGUAAACAUCCAACAUGGGCAAGAAACUACAAGAGACCAUGUAAAGGAUAGGGUUUACCAUAGUUACUCUCAAGAUAGACCUGUGAAUGAUUGGUCUGCUAGCGUCUCAGGAGAUCGCUUGAAUUCUAUUCGCGGUGUUUCUCACAAAGAUGAGGCGGGACAUUACCACCCUUCAUUCUCAGAUAUCUCUGAUACACUUGAGAGAGAGUGGAGACCCUUAGUAGUCAGAAAUUCAUCUUCAAAGUCAUGGAAGGACCACGUUGAAUCAGAUUUGAGGCGAUGUAUCACAGAGGAAAAGGUACCACACGUCAGGUAUGAUCACCAAGUAACAAGCAACUAUCCAGUUCAAAGUCAUCAUUUUCCGGAAUUACCUGGUUCCUACCGAUCAAGGCCUGAAGAAAUAAUCCAUUUAAGAGAAGACUAUGCAGACUACUCGACUUCUGACGAAGACCUAUGUCUUACUGCUUCAAACUUUCCGACAGUAAUAGGACCUACAGUACACUCUUCGAGAGAAGAGUUUGAUCACUCUGAACACUCUUGGGACAAGAACGUCUUCGGUCGAAGGUACCAGAACCCCAGAGAUAACCGUAUUCAUCAGAUACCGCAAGCAUCUCUACUGGAUAAAGAUCAUUCAAGUAAACGGCAAGCUGUGCGAGUAUUAUGCCUUGGGAACGAGGCCUCCCGUGCUGUUCCAACCAAAGUGGGAAUAGCUCAACCACAGAGGAGAGUUUAUGGCUCAACUAGUUAUCAUCGAGUGUCAGUGCCGAGUACAUCAAGUCAAGUGCUGAGAGAAAAUGCUGUCGCAAGUAGACACAAAAGAUUAAGUCUUGGUAUUGAAAAAUCUACAAACUCUGUUUCAAGAGGCGCACAACAGAUACGCAAAGGGGAACAAGAGGUACAAACAAAUGAGUCGUGCCCAGACGAUCCCGAUGAAUGGUCUAUCUUCCCUUCGUACCUGUCCUCUAAACGGCGUAAGCUCACCUACGAAAAGAUCCUCGGGGCAGAAAGCGGUCAAACUAAGCUUGUGUUCAAGUACGACAAGUAAUUUGGAAAAUUCUUAAAAAA
Molecule: messenger RNA, 2944 nt
Organism: Stylophora pistillata
Lineage: Eukaryota; Metazoa; Cnidaria; Anthozoa; Scleractinia; Pocilloporidae
Biological process (GO): resolution of meiotic recombination intermediates
Cellular component (GO): condensed nuclear chromosome
Molecular function (GO): single-stranded DNA binding; ATP hydrolysis activity
Source: RefSeq, a predicted model, not a curated record